UCUCGAUGCACCACCACCACCUCCAUCUCCACGCCCCGAUCGAAGCUAGCUAGAGGACUGCACCGCGGCGCUCCAUCCUCGAAUGCGAACCGAAACUGAAACCCGCAAUCAAUUUCGCGAAAUCCUCAGUAGCACAGCCAGCAGUAGCACGCGGCCAGGCUAGGGACAGAUUGGGAGGCAUUAAUCGCCUCCAACCCGGCCCCGACGGCGGAGGCCGGCGCCCCCAGAAACCACAGCCCCGCUCCUUCGCUAUAAAUCGGUGCCCGUCUCGCAGCCCCUCUCCACACCCGCUCCUCCUCACUCGAAUCUGUCUACUCGGCUGCGGCGCUGCGCUAACCUAGGGUUUAGUCCGGCGGCCUGCAGCUAGCUAGUAGCCAUGGAGGGGGAGGACCACGCCGCCGCCAACGCCUUCAACGGCGCCCCGACACGCCGCUGGGCGGAGGACGUGAUCGUGCUGUCCUCGGGCAGGCCGCCGCGGUCGGUGGAGGCGGUGGUGGUGGUGAACGGGGAGGCGGACGGGCAGGGGCAGCACGAGGAGGCGCCGCCGGAGAGGCUCUACUUCAAGACCAGGCUCUGCGAAAAGUACGAGGUCACCGGCCGCUGCAUGUACGAGGACGCUUGCACCUUCGCGCACGGCCGCGCCGAGCUCCGCCCGCCGGUCCCCCCUCCCUCGCACGCCUUCGCCGGAGGCGGCAGGUUUGUCAACGGCGGCGGCAAGGUGUGCUUCAACUUCAGGGACACGGGCGCCUGCCAUUUCGGGGACAAGUGCGCCUUCCCCCACGCGGCCGCGCCGGCGACACCUGGUCACGCGAUUCGCCUCACCGGGGGCGGGGACCAGAGGGUGCUGACGGACGACUGGGGGAGCGCGACGCCGCCCGCGAGGCAAACCCCGGGGCCGCGCUACGCCGCCCCGGGCUCCGCCAGGGCGUACCCGUACCCGCCGGUGCUUCCCCGUGAUCGUCUUGGGCAGACGAUGCCCGAGGAGAACGGGGGCAAAAAGCCCAACAGGCUGAUGCUCAUGAGCCAAGGGAAGAUCGCCGGCAUCUACGGCGACUGGCUGGACGAGGAGGACUGAGACCGAUCGAUCAGCCGUCCACCCACCAUGGUCGCAUACCCCAUAUACCAGAUGAUUGGCAUUGCUGAUACAUAGCAACAAACAAAAAAUGGGUGGGGCUGAUUGAUUUCGUCUGAAAGUUAAUAACUUUACCGUGGUGGUAUUUAGUAUUUAUCUGUGCUGUAUAAUUCCAAUUGUUGUGCAAUCCGUGCAUACAAAUCCUAUGUAAUUCGUAUGAAUAAACCUGCGUCGUUGUCUGUCUAUCUAUCCCCAUAAUAUAUCA
Hordeum vulgare subsp. vulgare (domesticated barley) is the source of this 1337-nucleotide messenger RNA. Its product is annotated as zinc finger CCCH domain-containing protein 1-like. Lineage: Eukaryota; Viridiplantae; Streptophyta; Magnoliopsida; Poales; Poaceae. Bases 377 to 1075 code for a protein of 232 amino acids. The record is from RefSeq and is a predicted model, not a curated record. Gene Ontology annotation, molecular function: mRNA binding; metal ion binding. The transcript has 2 exons.